UAUAAAAGCAUGUGUCGCGACGAAUCCAGCAUCAUUCGCAACUUGGUGUUCACAGACAGACAACAUGAGGAUUUUAGCAGUACUAGCUCUGGUUGGCUUGGCCGUUGCCGGCCCGGUGGAGAAGAGGCUGGGAGUUCCGUUGGAAGCUGAGGAUGGAUGCAACCCAGCUAUUGGAAACGCCACCUACGUUGCUGAUGCUGGCAACUGCCAAGUCUUCUACAUUUGUGAUCACGGAUGGCCGAAGAUUACCUUCUGCCCGGGCAACACCGUGUGGUCGCAGGUGAAUAAGCACGAGGGCCAGUGCGAGGAUGCUGGUGAUGCUAUCAACGACGUGUGUGGACACAUUCGUCCUCCUCCGGAGGUGAUCGACUCUCUCGCCGGCACCUUUGAUCCUGCCUACAGCCGCUGUCAGUUCCAGUGUCUCAACGCGCCCGAGUGCAUUUCCGCGGUGGCCAAGUGCGACGGUGUCACCCAUUGCAGCGACGGCUCAGAUGAGGUUAACUGUGCUGGUCCGUGCAACCCAUCUACCUGCAGACUUCCCAACUGCCGAUGCUCUGGUACCGAUAUCCCCGGCGAUCUGUUGGCCAAUGAAAUCCCACAAAUUGUCACCCUUACGUGGGAGUCAGCCGUCCGUCUGGAGGACUACAACCAUCUCCUGCAGCAGAUCCUGAAGCGUAUCGGACCGAACAGGAGGAGAGAGGCCAGGACAAACCCCAACGGAUGCCCAAUUACAGCCACCUUCUUCAUUGAGCAUCAGUUCACUGAUUAUGCAGCCGUCCAGGAUCUGUACUUCGGCGGAAACGAGAUCGCCGCGCUGUCUAUCAGCAAAUCGCUAACGAGCGAUUAUUGGAAGGAGGCCAGCACGGAACUGUGGGCGCGUGAGAUCGCUGACCAACGCAUUAUCACAAACUUCCUCGGCAAAGUCAGGAACGAGGACUUCGUCGGCAUGCGCGCCCCCUACCUGCAGGGCGGUGGCAACCGCCAGUUCGACAUGUUGCAGAGCAACGGUUUCCUGUACGACAACUCCAUGCCAACACCCCAGAUGGACCCCCCGCUCUGGCCAUACACCCUCGACUACAGGUCGACCCAGGAGUGCGUGAUUCUUCCCUGCCCAACCGCUUCCUACCCAGGCCUGUGGGAGGUCCCCUUGGUCGACUGGCUUGACACCAACGACACGCUGUGCGCCGAGGUCGACAACUGCUUUUUCCCUCUGUCCAAGGCGGAGUCUCUCACUCUGCUCAGAAGCAACUUCGCCAGGCAUUACAACGGUAACCGCGCUCCAUUCCCUCUGCACCUGCGCGCGCGCUGGUUCUACGAGGCUCACUACAACAUUGAGGCCAUGGAGGAGUUCCUUGACGAACUUCUCAGCAUGAACGACGUCUACAUCGUCUCCAUCGACAAGGCCCUGCAGUGGAUCAUGAACCCGACUCGCCUCAACGACAUCACUCGGUCGAACCAGUUCUCGUGCGACAACUCAAACCGCGAGCCCCUGUGCGCGCAGCCGAUCACCUGCUCUUACUACAACAUUACCUACGCACCGAACAGCAUCGAUCACCAGGGUGACCGCUACAUCGAGACGUGCGCCAACACCUGCCCACAGCGCUACCCAUGGGUGGCCAACCCUGAGGGAAGGCUGUAGGCCGCGCUCGCCCGAUAAAACCGACCAGUUAGGUGAACUCGUCCCAGUAGGGGAAUUCUCACCGGACUGUCGAUCUUACCUAUAAGGUGUUUUGUUUCGAUGAUUGUAACGGAAGUAAAGCUACAACAUGAAGAGCUUGUAAAUAGUUUGCAACGCAUGCUGUCAGUCUGAGUCUCCGUGUCCGUUCCUGUCAGUGUCUGUCCUUAAUUUAAAGCUUGAUGCACGGUGACGUCUAUUAUUAUGUUUCCCUUCGUUAAAUUACGAGUUGUAUGACAACUCGUUAAAGUCGUGGUUGUAGAACUGGCGUGGCUAUAUCUAGCUGUACUUGUAGAGUAUCUCAAUUUGGGGGAGUAUUGGGUUUGUCAUGUAAAAUAAUUUGGUCGCAUACUGUUUGUUAAUUUAAAAUAUUAUUUUUCAUAAUAUCGAGUCAACUAGAAUGCCAUGACGAUGUUUGAACUAUAAUAAACUAUCUAUAUAUAUAUAAUAAUAA
Molecule: messenger RNA, 2129 nt
Organism: Priapulus caudatus
Lineage: Eukaryota; Metazoa; Priapulida; Priapulimorpha; Priapulimorphida; Priapulidae
Exons: 7
Coding region: 65-1639 (524 amino acids)
Biological process (GO): carbohydrate metabolic process
Cellular component (GO): extracellular region
Molecular function (GO): protein binding; chitin binding
Source: RefSeq, a predicted model, not a curated record